GUGGGCGGGACUAACCGUUCGCCCGCGAGGCGCGGCGGGCCAAUCCGUGCUGGGGGUGUCGGCCGCAGCCCCGCCGCCGCCUGCCCAGGGCCGCGGAGCGCGAUGGCCGUGGCGGCGAGGAGCCUGGCGAUGGCCGGGCGGGCCUGGACGCUGCGGCGCUGGUACCGCACGGAGCGGGGGGUGUACGGCUACAAGCCCCGCAAGGCGGAGAGCGGGGGCACCCCGGAGCCAAGCCGGGUCUUCGUGGGCGGCAGAGCAGCUGAUCAUGGCCUUGCUCGUUUAGUAACUGCAUACUGUGAACAUGGCCACAAAGCUGCCAAAAUUAACCCUUUGUUUGCUGGCCAAGCUGUGAUGGACAUGGUACCUGAAAUUCGAGUGCUGACAGAAGUGCUUCAGGGACCUUUCAAUACCACAGGGCUCCUGAACAUGGGAAAGGAAGAGGCUUCCUUAGAGGAUGUGUUGACUUAUCUUGACCAUGUAUAUUGUGGACAUAUUUCUAUAGAAAUGAGUCAGCUGUCAAGCUUGGAGGAGAGAGAAUGGUUUGCUAAAAGGUUUGAACAAUUAAAACAGGAGGCAUUUACAACAGAAGAGAGAAAGCAUUUGUCUAAAGUGAUGCUAGAAUCUCAGGAGUUUGACCGCUUCUUGGCCACCAAGUUUGCCACAGUGAAACGUUACAGUGGUGAAGGAGCAGAGAGCAUGAUGGGUUUUUUCUACGAAUUGUUAAAGAUGUGCGCGUACAGUGGGGUGACAGACAUCAUUCUUGGAAUGCCUCAUCGAGGAAGGCUUAAUCUCCUCACUGGGCUGCUUCAGUUUCCACCUGAGUUGAUGUUCCGUAAAAUGCGUGGCUUAAGUGAGUUUCCAGAGAAUUCGCCAGCGAUUGGGGAUGUCCUGUCCCACCUGACAUCCUCUGUAGAUCUAGACUUUGGUUCACACCGCCCUCUGCAUGUCACCAUGUUGCCUAAUCCAUCACAUCUAGAAGCAAUUAAUCCGGUGGCUGUUGGCAAGACACGCGGAAGGCAACAGUCUCUUCUUGAUGGAGAUUACUCGCUAGAUAGUGCCGCGCAACCUGGAGACAAAGUUAUCUGCCUGCAGGUUCAUGGUGAUGCUGCUUUCUCUGGUCAAGGGAUUGUUCCUGAAACGUUGACGCUCUCUAAUCUCCCACAUUUCAGAGUUGGUGGAAGCAUCCAUUUGAUUGUUAAUAAUCAGCUGGGUUACACCACUCCUCCAGAGCGAGGAAGAUCGUCACUAUACUGUAGUGAUAUUGGUAAGAUAAUUGGGUGUGCAGUUAUCCAUGUGAAUGGUGACGAUGCUGAAGAAGUCAUCCGAGCGACGCGAUUAGCUGUUGAAUACCAGCGCCACUUCCGCAGGGAUGUGAUUGUAGACUUGCUGUGCUACAGACAGUGGGGCCACAAUGAACUCGAUGAGCCAUUCUUCACCAACCCCAGCAUGUAUAAAAUCAUCAGAUCCCGUAAGAGUAUCCCAGACAUGUAUGCAGAGCGUCUAAUAGCCAGUGGGCUCAUGACUGAGGAUGAGGUAUUGGAGAUAAAGACUUCAUAUUACGCCAAGCUGAAUGAUCAUCUAGCCAACAUGAUGAUGUAUAGCCCCCCUUCAACCAACCUGCAAGCUCACUGGAGUGGCAUGGUGGAACCCUCUGCUAGGAUCACCGUUUGGGAUACAGGCCUGCCUGUGCCACUCCUGCAGUUCAUUGGCAUCAAGUCUGUGGAAGUGCCUGAAGAGCUCCAGAUGCACAGUCAUCUUCUGAGGACGCAUGUACAGGCAAGAAUACAGAAAGUGAAGGAGGGAACGAAGUUGGACUGGGCUACAGCUGAAACAUUAGCUUUUGGUUCACUACUCAGCCAAGGGUUUAAUAUCCGACUAAGUGGCCAGGAUGUUGGCAGAGGAACGUUCAGCCAACGACACGCAAUGUUGGUUUGCCAAGAGACAGAUGAAACCUAUAUCCCGCUGAAUCAUUUGUCUCCGGAUCAGAAAGGCUUCCUAGAGGUGAGCAAUAGCCCCCUGUCUGAAGAAGCUGUGCUUGGUUUUGAGUAUGGAAUGAGUAUUGAAAGCCCCAAGUUACUGCCAAUUUGGGAGGCCCAGUUUGGUGACUUCUUUAAUGGAGCUCAGAUAAUAUUUGACACUUUCAUCUCUGGAGGUGAAGCUAAGUGGCUUCUGCAGAGCGGGAUAGUCAUUCUUCUUCCCCAUGGCUAUGAUGGUGCAGGCCCUGAACACUCUUCUUGCCGAAUGGAACGUUUCUUACAGAUGUGUGACAGUGCAGAAGAGGGAGUUGAUGGUGACAACGUGAACAUGUCAGUUGUGCAUCCAACCACCCCAGCACAGUAUUUCCAUUUGCUCCGUAGGCAGAUGAUCCGAAACUUCCGGAAACCUUUAAUUGUUGCUUCUCCCAAAAUGCUACUCAGAUUUCCAGGGGCGGUGUCAGAUUUUCAAGAAAUGGCCCCAGGGACAACAUUCAAGCCUGUAAUUGGUGAUUUGUCAGUGGAUCCUAACAGCAUCAGCCGAGUGGUGCUGUGUUCUGGCAAGCAUUACUAUGCUUUGGGGAAACAGAGAGAGGCGCUAGCAGAGAAGAAGCACAGCACUGCUAUCAUUAGACUAGAAGAACUGUGUCCUUUCCCCCUGGAAGCUCUACAGCAAGAGAUGAACAAAUACAGAAAUGCCAAAGAUUUUAUUUGGAGUCAGGAGGAGCCACAGAACAUGGGUCCCUGGGCCUUUGUGUCACCAAGGUUUGAGAAGCAGUUGGCAUGUAAGCUCCAUCUUGUGAGUAGACCUCCCUUACCAGCCCCAGCAGUGGGCAUUGGAACACUACACCAGCAGCAACAGGAAGACCUCCUUGCCAAAACUUUUGUCUAAGACCUUUCUACGUGGAAACCAGUUUGUUAUAAUAUUUGUAAACGCCUUAAAAGGAAAACCCCUUGGCCUUUUCAUCCUACAAAGGAAGAACAAAUCAGGAACUGUUCUGGAAAGAGCAGACAGUUCUUUAAAUGUACGAAUACAACAAAACCCAUAAUGACCUCAACCUAUGUGUAUUAUGCAGAGGAUAAUUCUCACUGUCCUUUGUAUUUUUUUCAUUAUAUAAAAACAAAUCUGCAGUGAGAUCAGUCAGUUAACUGGGAGAUCAAAUGUUUAAUUUAUAAAGCAUUAUUCCACAUAGCAGUACAAAUCCAUAGUUCUUUGGUAUUGUUCAUUUGUGGGAACAGUUCUCCCUUGACUUUAAAUUUAGAUUUUUAAACCUCAGUGGAUGUUUAAGAAUUGAGUAAUGCCUUCAACUAUGACAUUUCUAUAACAAUAAAGUGUUUUUUGUUGGCCUUUGAGAACCAGG
Chelonia mydas (Green sea turtle) is the source of this 3334-nucleotide messenger RNA. It is a transcript of the gene DHTKD1, whose product is annotated as dehydrogenase E1 and transketolase domain containing 1. Bases 103 to 2865 code for a protein of 920 amino acids. Gene Ontology annotation, biological process: tricarboxylic acid cycle. The transcript has 17 exons. Gene Ontology annotation, molecular function: oxoglutarate dehydrogenase (succinyl-transferring) activity; thiamine pyrophosphate binding. Lineage: Eukaryota; Metazoa; Chordata; Testudines; Cheloniidae. The record is from RefSeq and is a predicted model, not a curated record.